AUGCCGGCUGCCAUUGCUGCCUAUGCUGGUCUCAAGGAGGUCUCCAAGCACGCCGAGACGGCCAAGGAGUGGGUCGACUGGCUCAACGAGAUGAGCGAGACGCCCGAGGAGAUCCAGGAGCUGUCUGCACAGGCCGCCACCGCGAGGGACACCAUCAACCAGGUGCAGCUGACGCUCAAGGCUCGGCCGGACCUCGUUGAGGGCGAACAGGGGGAGAAGCUCAAGGGGCAGAUCGAAGCGUCCAUCAAGAGUACGGACAAGGCCUUGGAAAAGAUGACGAAGCUGCUGUCGGAAAUCAGCAGCGAGGGAACGUCGGCCUCGGGCCAGACGGCAAUCAACCAGAUGCAAAGCUUCUGGAGGUCGUAUCGGUACAAGAACGACUUUGAGCAGCAGGUGAAAAAGGCCCAAGAGGAUGUGCAAAAGGAGUUGUCAGCGCUCAGCACUCUGAUGGUCAACAUCUACUCGUACACGAGCACUGAUGAAGCCGCCUCCUCCUGGGGCCAGCGCGAUACCCCCCCAGCUCCCACGCCAGCUGCUCCCAGCCCAGAACCUGCGGCCAAGGCCAACGCAGCUCCCGUUGCCCAGCCUCCCGCUGCAGCCACCCCAGCUCCGGCUGCCACGACAGCUGCUACAACAGCUGCCCAGACCGCACCAGCUCCUUCACCCGCUCCUACGCCCGUUAAUACGACACAUCCUUCUGCAGUGCCCGCCGCUGGGGUGAGACCAAGCGUAGAUACCAACGCACCAGCCGUGCCCAAGAUAUCCGAACCCGUGCCAGCAUCACCACAAGCAUCACAGCCCGUGCCAGCUGGCAGUAGGACUGAGACGUCAGCCAAUGCAGCUUCCCAUCCGUCCCAGUCUCCUCUGCCUGGAGUAAAUGAAAAACCCGCCGCCACUUCAUCUCCGACGCAGCAGGCACCCGUGGCCGCGCCCUCUCCCACCACCCAACCACCAGUCUCGUCCCCCUUGGCCAAGGCAGACACGGCUGCUGCUGCCGCCCAGGUUUCAUCAUCUGCCGAUCCCAGACGACCAUCUCAGUCACAAAGCCCGCGGCAGCAGUCUCAAAGCCCUCACGCGCAGCAGUCCUCGUCGCACCGUGACAGCAUCCACUCCAACCAUUCCGCCCAUGACGCGGACGACAGGCUGCUGGAUGCCGCCUGGGACGGAGAUUUCGACGCCACGGUGCAGGCUCUGCGUCACGCCUCCCCACGCACCUGCGACGAGCAGGGCCUGACCGCGCUGCACCUAGCCGCCGACCGCGACAACUUGGCUGUCGCCAUGCUGCUGCUCGACCGGGGUGCCGACGUAAACGCAAGGUCAAACGGCGGACGGACCCCUCUGCACCUCGCAGCGCGGUCUGCCACAGCGUCCACGGUCGAGAUGCUGCUGGAGAGGGGUCGGGCAGACCCCAACGUGCAGACGGCCAAGGGCCGCACGCCGCUGCACUACGCGGCCAGCAAGGCAGAGGACGGCGACCAGGAGAGGAGGGACGUCCUCAGGGUGCUACGGAACUGGAACGCGGACCCAACGAUCAAGGAUGCGGAGGGCGCGACGGCGAGGGACGUCGCAGACAAGAGGAAACACUCUGAUGCUGUGGGCAUCCUGCGAAGGGCCGAGCGGAAGUGGGAGGAGGACCACAUGCCCGAGUGGGAGGAGAAGCACAGGCCCGGGUGGAGGGAGCGGCACGGCUUCAAGAAAUGA
Messenger RNA from Clonostachys solani, 1701 nucleotides. The record is from the annotation of a GenBank genome assembly. NCBI's taxonomy places the organism in Eukaryota, Fungi, Ascomycota, Sordariomycetes, Hypocreales, Bionectriaceae.